AUGGAAUCUCCUGCCACUGCUCAAGAAACUCUUCUUUUACAUGGCUUCAAGACCGGCAAUGAGGGUUUUGGCAUGAACGUGCUUAUCUCUGAUCCCUCAGCUAAGGCUCAACGAACUGACGCCAGUACUUCCACCAUCUUCAUUGGUGGACUAAAUCCUAAAACUACCGAGGAAGAUGUGCGAGGCCUUUUGCAAGGACGCGGUACAAUUCGACAUUUGAAGCUUGGUUGGGAUCCAGUUAAGCAGAUUUGCAAGGGAUUUGCUUUUGUGGAGAUGGCUUCAGAGACCGAAGCAAAAGCAUGCCUACCUCUGGAUAGUUCCCUAUUCCAAAAGCGCAAUCUCAAGGUUCAAAUAAGUGAUCCGAAUCACGCUAACAAGAAAACUCAGGAUAGAUUGGUCAGACUGUUCAAUUUACCUGAAAACUGCCAAGAGGGUUUACUUCAACAGGAGUUGGAGAAAAUCGUCCCGGUAAAAAGAUUAGAAGUGUUCGCCAGAGUUCACGAGGCCGUAGCCGAACUCUUGUCUGCGCAGGAUGCUGGCAAACUAUUACUUCGGAAUGAACCUUUCGAAUACGAUGGACAACUUAUCCACUUCUCUACCCAAGACGGACGACCUCCGGCUGCUUCCGGCCCGAAAGCAGACGAGAUAACUACCACAUCGUUUGCCCCACGUGCCGCUCGGAAAGGUAAAGUUCUCGCCAAACCCCGACCAACAGCCGUUGCUGCAGCAGUAUCGACAGCUGCGGCAAUGAAAGAUGGCUCUGCCCUUGUCGCGCGAGGACAAGACGACUUCAGGGCGCUUGUCGCUUCUACAAAUAAGCAGAGAGAAGACAAGUUACUCAGUGCGAAAGAUGGUGUUGCGGGGGAGAAAAGAAAGGCAGAACAUGAGGAAAAUGAUGAAGUGAAAAGGAGUCGUCCAUGA
Molecule: messenger RNA, 921 nt
Organism: Kwoniella shivajii
Lineage: Eukaryota; Fungi; Basidiomycota; Tremellomycetes; Tremellales; Cryptococcaceae
Exons: 6
Coding region: 1-921 (306 amino acids)
Biological process (GO): positive regulation of mRNA splicing, via spliceosome
Cellular component (GO): spliceosomal complex
Molecular function (GO): RNA binding
Source: RefSeq, a predicted model, not a curated record